This is a messenger RNA of Diutina rugosa, 612 nucleotides long. RefSeq lists its product as uncharacterized. Gene Ontology annotation, cellular component: zeta DNA polymerase complex. The record is from RefSeq and is a predicted model, not a curated record. NCBI's taxonomy places the organism in Eukaryota, Fungi, Ascomycota, Pichiomycetes, Serinales, Debaryomycetaceae. The transcript has a single exon. The coding region runs from base 1 to 612 and encodes 203 amino acids.
AUGGACACCGAUGUCACCGUCAACUCGCUAGUGCGGACGAUGCGUGAGUUCCUCACCCUUUGGAUCGAGCAAGCCCUUUACUACUACCACGUUUACGACCAGCGCACCUACAGCCAGAUCCGGACAUUCGAGAUCGUUGUCUACCGCAACCGCAACCCCGCCGUACGCCAGUACCUCGACCUGUUGGUGGAAAACAUCGUUGACCAUCUCGACUCGCUCAAGCAGGUGGUAUGUGUGAUAGAGGACCUGAGCCGGACACGGGUGGCGGAGUACGUGGUGGAAAUGGCGAACGUGGUGGUGCCUCUCCCGCUGGGACCGACCGAAAUUGCCAUUGACGGCUUUGGCUGGGCCGAAAUUUAUACUCAAUUGAACCUGGUGAUGCACAACCACGUGGACCAAGUGAAGCGGGUACCUCAGCAGCUGGGGCUUUCAUUUGCAGUGGAAGUGGUACUGAAGGAGGGCCUUGUCACCAAAGGGUGGACCCGAGUGCCAUCCCGGCCGGAGACGGUGGUGGCCAUGGCAGGCGAGGUGACAAUGAAGCUCUGGGAGUUUGAUGUUUACCAAGCUAAGGUCAAAGAUGAUUCGACUUCGUCAUCAAAGGAUGCCAACUGA